Molecule: messenger RNA, 366 nt
Organism: Xylona heveae TC161
Lineage: Eukaryota; Fungi; Ascomycota; Xylonomycetes; Xylonales; Xylonaceae
Exons: 2
Coding region: 29-277 (82 amino acids)
Source: RefSeq, a predicted model, not a curated record
GGACUGGUGUGCUCUCUUGGGGCCACGUAUGGGCUUGUUGGUGUAUCUCGACCUUUUGGAAGUCUCGGAGAAGCAGGCGCUGAAAUAUGAACUCGUCCAAAAGAUCAAGUCUAUAAAUUGGUUUCUGGUUUGGAUGCUGACAUCAUUUGUUUUAUUUUUCAUUGCCAUGGCGUAUUAUUUCGCUGGAUUGCCUGAAAAGGAGAAGGAAAGACGAUGGGCGAUUUGGGUGGCCGCGGCCUGUGUCGUGAGUUUCCUCGGUUCUAUGGUUUGUACCUAGGGAGCAUUUGACCAGACGAUUGGUCUUUUUGGUGGAAUGUAAAAGGGGAAAGAUGGGCCAUGGUGGCCCGUGGGUUUAGUGGUAUCUAG